ACUUAACCUGCUCCGGAGCAGUUUAGCAUUUCAGCACAAGUUGGAACUGUGGUUUAUCUCGGUAAGAAGACAACCAGGUUCGUAGGACAGAAAAAAACCCAGAGAUAAAACCCGAAGCAGAAGAAUAAUGUCGGCCCCGCCUCCAACUGAAAGCACAACGCCUAUUGGGCAGCCCGCCUGUCAAUCGACCCAGGCUGCCAUGGUAACGGACAGCACAGCGGCGGCAGCGGCGGUGGCGGCUCGGUUCGUCAACGACAACGACGACGACGACGACGGCGUCAUGAUCCCCGAAUGUCCGCGCGCCGGCGACCCGAGGAGCCGAGCCAGCCGCUUCCUGUGCGCCGCCGCCGCCGCCGAACCGAGCCCGAACACCAGCACGAGCACGAGCACGAGCUCCAACAGGAGCGCGAGCGGCUUGUUGCGCGAGAUCCAGACCGGCAUCAGCAAGGAGCCGUUCACCGACCACUACACCAUCAUCCCCGGGAGGGAGCUCGGAAGGGGGAAGUUUGCUGUGGUCCGAAAGUGUGUGGAGAAACGCACGGGCCACGAGUACGCCGCAAAGUUCAUGAGGAAGCGGCGGAAAGGCCAGGACUGCCGCAUGGACAUCAUCCACGAGAUCGCGGUGCUCGAGUUGGCCACCGUCAACCAGCGGGUGGUCAACCUGCACCAGGUGUACGAGAUGGCCUCUGAGAUGGUGCUGGUGCUGGAGUUCGCCGCCGGAGGCGAGAUCUUCAACCAGUGCGUGUCCGAUCGGGAGGAGGAGGCUUUCAGCGAGGAGGACGUGAAGAGGCUCAUGAGGCAAAUCCUGGAGGGAGUCGCCUUCCUCCAUCAGAGGAACAUAGUCCACCUCGACCUGAAGCCUCAGAACAUCCUGCUGACCUGCAGCUCUCCUCUGGGCGACAUCAAGAUCGUUGACUUUGGUCUGUCCAGGAUGGUCUGCAGCCACCAGGAGCUCCGAGAGAUCAUGGGAACCCCGGAGUAUGUCGCUCCUGAGAUUCUGAAUUAUGAGCCCAUCAGCACAGCAACAGAUAUGUGGAGUAUUGGCGUCUUGGCCUACGUCAUGCUGACGGGCAUCUCUCCCUUCCUGGGCGAGGACAAGCAGGAGACGUUUCUAAACAUCUCCCAGCUCAAUGUGAGCUACACGGAGGAGGAGCUGCAGCAUCUGGACCCGGCCGCCCUCACCUUCAUCCAGACGCUGCUCCGCAAACAGCCACAGGAUCGGGCCACAGCAGAGCAGUGUCUCACACACCCCUGGCUUCAGUCCUCAAGUUCUCAGGAAACCCAGACAGAGGAGGAAGUCCUCCCAGCGGAGGACCAGGAAGUAUCAACCACCACCACCACCACCGGUAGCCAUGAAUCUCCCAGCGGCACGACCACAGCUGACAAAGAGGAGAAGGAAGACGAAGGACUCCCGGUGACCGAGGAGCUGAUAGUCGUGGCUGCCUACACCCUGGGUCAGUGCCGCCAGUCGUCCACCUCAGAGAAGGAGGCGCUGGUCGCCGAGCAGAAGGCCAUCUCCAAGCGCUUCAAGUUCGAGGAGCCCUUCAGCGCCCUGCAGGAGGUCCCCGGGGAGUUCAUAUACUGACCCCCACCCACCACACACACCGCCACCAGGUUGGUGUUGUCACGGUAACAAAAAUAAACCUUCAGCUUAUUCCAACUCUCCUCCGUAUAUAUACCUUACGUUUAUAAUCAGAUGCUGUUGCACAAUCAAACUGAUUUUAUUUAAGAAGUUGACUUUCUUGUUUUUUUACACACACAUUUCUCCCAUAAUGCAUCACUGUGCUUGACUCCCACCUACUCCCCACGUCCCGACAGGGCUACAGUAGGUUUAUUUCACUUGUAUUUCAUUUGGUUUGCUGUUGUAGUUUUUCUUUUCUCCUGAAUAACUGGCCAAAUGUCGUGACACGCUGAGAUAUGUCUACAAAAAGCUACUGUAACGAGUGAAGUCGUCUCAUCUAGACUCAACCCACGGCGAUCAAGCAGCGAGAAAUCUAUCAGAGAAGAGACAAGAGGCUGAAUCCCAAUAUCCCCCCUUUUGUACUGGACCGUUAAAUCUCCAACUUUAGAUGCCACGGAUGCUAAAACUCCCAAAACCCCAAAAGUGUUAUCCUAAUUUUUCUGAACGGAUUUUGCAGUUUGUUUGUGUGUAAUCUUAAACCCAAUAAAAAUAAAAAUAAACAUUAAAAAGAUCAAAACAUUGA
Molecule: messenger RNA, 2204 nt
Organism: Scophthalmus maximus (turbot)
Lineage: Eukaryota; Metazoa; Chordata; Actinopteri; Pleuronectiformes; Scophthalmidae
Gene: stk17a
Product: serine/threonine kinase 17a
Exons: 9
Coding region: 128-1585 (485 amino acids)
Biological process (GO): protein phosphorylation; intracellular signal transduction; positive regulation of apoptotic process
Cellular component (GO): nucleus
Molecular function (GO): ATP binding; protein serine/threonine kinase activity
Source: RefSeq, a predicted model, not a curated record